Messenger RNA from Nerophis ophidion (straightnose pipefish), 9287 nucleotides. RefSeq names its product triadin-like. The coding region runs from base 1068 to 4589 and encodes 1173 amino acids. Gene Ontology annotation, molecular function: signaling receptor binding. Gene Ontology annotation, cellular component: membrane; sarcoplasmic reticulum. The record is from RefSeq and is a predicted model, not a curated record. NCBI's taxonomy places the organism in Eukaryota, Metazoa, Chordata, Actinopteri, Syngnathiformes, Syngnathidae. The transcript has 28 exons.
AAAAGUGAUGAAUAUCAACCAAAGCUACUUCAUGACAGUCAACAAACAGAUGUGGGUGAUGCAAGAAACAAACAUAUACAUGUUAUUGAUAAAAGUAUGUACGUACUCGCUAAAUAUAAAUAAUUUAAAGACAGGAGGGCCAAGAAUCUGGAAAAAUGACGAUCAUUGUUGUCCUCUCCAGUAUUUAGGGCUCAAAAGGUUUUUAAUAACUCAAUAUUCUAAAUGAAAAUAUAACAUGGACAGUUUUUAUUAUAAUUACUUUUUAUAUUAUUUAUAAUUAGUCAAUGUUUUCACAAUUACCCUUUUUUCUUUGGUACAUAUUAGUCAAUAAUUUAUUUGACUGCAACUCUCCUGUUGCAUUGCUUAUGUUUUCUACUCAUAUUUAAUAUUUCAAGUGAAUUAAAAACUUCCAGCAUUAAUUGUGCGCUUUAAAAGUAUUAUGUUAGGUAUUCCCUCCUCCUUCCCCAUACGAUGAUAGCUCUGCACUGAGUGUUCUGGAGGAGGGAGGUGUGUGGAGCUAUGAGUGUAUGGGUGCUAAGGUCAAGCCUGUGGCCUAAAAAGGCAGCAGUGGCAAGCAGCGGCUCUAAGAAUAACCUAGAUGAUGCACGUCACAAACACUGUGUGAAUGUGGUCGUGGAUUGGAUUGGAUUGUUUUUUAUCAACCAAACAACAUUCAGUGUCUACAUGAGAGUUUCAAUGACUUUGAUUUAGAAGUGCAGUCAAGCUGCUGUUGUCACCAUGUGACGUUGUCAUAGUAGCUGCUGGGACGAGACGACAUCUUACUUGCCCCUCCCAAAAUCUAAUUUUGUCGUACUGGGAGGGGGCUGGGUUCAGUCUGAGGCAGCCCCAAAGGGCAAAUACACCCUCAUCCCGGUCUCCGUCUGUGCCACCAGCCCCUGGACCACCUUGUUCCAGCUUGCAACCAUCAGGUUGUGUUGUCUCGCGGGGGAAGAGGUGAAGAAUGCCAAGUUUUGGAGGCAAAGAGUGAAACACACACUUUGGAUUAAACGCUGGGAUUAAAUCUCACACAGAAGGGAACUUUUAAUGACGACUUUUAGCUGAAAGCAAUGACUGAAGCAGAAGCGAGGUCGUCCUCCACAACCACCACCAUGGUUAUUGACGGUAAGAACGGAGACGCCGGAGCUCCGUCCGUCCACCUGUCCAAGAAGACAUUCACCGAUGACUUGUACUCAACAUUCAGCUCGCCUCUGGCCUGGAUCCUGGUUCUGGCCCUCAUCAUCACGUGGUCGUGUGUCUUUGUCAUCAUGUUUGACCUGACCGACUACAAAACAAUCUCAGGUCACCCCCCUCCUGGCGUCAGGAAGGUUUUAAAGGAGUCAGAGCCUAGAGGUGGCCUCAGGAGGAUCGGCUCUGACCCCAUAAAGGCCGUCAACGACGUGGUGGAGAAGUCCACCAACCUGGUCAGCGCAAUAUUGAAGUUUGCUGCCAGCCUUGUGGCCCCUGAGGAAGACGAUGGAAAUCUUUACGCCGUGAGGAAAAAAGAGUCAACUUGGUUGGAGGAGGAGGAAGAGCAAGUGGAGAGGAAGCUUAAGAGAAAAAAAGGAGAGUUUCUACCAUCACGAAGUAAAGUUAUUGGCAUGCAAGUGAAGAAGUCGCGGCCAGCGGUUGAGGUGGUCCACGAAGACGAUGAGGGAGAGGAUGAGGAGGCUCCUGAGCAGGAGGAAGAAGAAGAUGCCCAGGAAGAUGAAAAGGACCUUGAGGAGGAGGAGGAGGAGGAGGAGGAGGAGCUGCCAGAGGAACUAGAGGAGGAUGAGGGGUAUGAGGUGGAGGAGGAAGACUACAAAGCGUAUGAGGAGGAGGAAGGAGAGGAGGGAACUGACAAAGAUGAAGGAGCUAGUGUGGAGGAACAGGAGGAGGUGGAAGCUGCAGAAGAAGAAGAUGUUGACGAUGAUGAAGAGGAGGACAGGGGCGAUAAAGAAGAUGAUGAGGUUGGUGAGGAAGAAGAGGAUAUGAUGGAGGAUGAGGAGGAGGAAGCUGCAGUAGAAGAAAGAGUUGAAGAAGAAGAAAAAGAGGGCGUAGAGAUGGUGGAGCAGGAAGAAGAUGAGGAGGGAGAUGAAGCAGCUGAAGAUGAUAGUAAAGUGGAGGAGGAGGAGUUAGAAGAUGGCAGAGAAGAAGAUGAGGCUCACCAAGAUGAAGAUGCGUCAGCCCAAGACAUUGGUGAUGAGGAGGAAGCCGACACUAUUGAUGAAGAUGACAAAGAAGAAGAAGCUGAGCAGCAUGAAGAAGAUGUUCCCUCCUUUGAAGAGGAAGAGUCAGCCGUUCCUCCAGAGGAUGAGGAUGCUGAUGAAGAUGUGUCUGCCAAGGAGGAUGAUGAUGAAGAGGAGGCAUCUUUCACUGACAUCUCACAGUCUGUGCUUUUCCCUCGCGACGAAGAGGAUAGCGAUGAAAUCACUGUAGGAGAGGAGCCCUAUUUUCAUCCUACUGAUGAUGACAACGAUGGUGAUGAUGAGGAGCUCCUUCACAAAGUUUUGGAAGAUGACAUUAAAGCUGGUGAGGAUGAUGAAGAUGUCCUUUCUGAUGCCACUCAUGAAGCGAAAGAAGAAGAUAUUUAUGUGUUGGCCAGUCUUCACAUUGACAUCCAUGACGUCGAAAACAAAGAUGACGAUGAUGAUGAUGAGGAGGAGGAGGAGGAAAGUAGCCUUCCUCCCUUUGAGAGCAGUGACACCUUGGCUGAUGACAAUGACGAUGAUGAGGAAGAGGAGGAAAGUAUCCUUCCUCCCUUUGAGAGCAGUGACACCUUGGCUGAUGACGAUGAUGACGAGAAGGAAAGUGAACUAGAGGUCAUGCCGUCAUUGGAUGAAGGUCACCUUGAAGAUGACAUCACACCAGAGUCUCAUCAAGAGGAAGAGGGUGAUGAUGGUGAAGAGGACUUGCUGUCAGUUGGUGUUCAGCAUGUUGCUGUUCAUGUGGAUGAUGACUCCAUAACGAAGCACCUCCCACUGGAAGAUGAAGAUGAAAAACAAGAGGAAAAAGCCAAGGCAGGCAAAUCAGAGGAUGACGCACCUGCAGUGUGUCCGUGCAUGAGUGCUACUGCUACAAAUACCAAAAUGUCUGCUGCCAAGACCUCAGAGAAGAAGGAAGCUUCCAGGAGGAUCUCUGCUGUGAAGAAAAAAGAUCAUAAAGCAGUUAGGAGCACAGGACGAUCAGAUGACAGACCAAGGAAAAUAGCUCUUCCCAGAAUUGCAAGUUUGGAGCCAAAAAUGAGACGGAUCAGGAGAAUUCCGGCUCUUCUUAAAGUCAAAAGAGAAGAAAAGCCCAAGAAGACCAAAGCAGAGCAACCUAAUGAGAAGCAACGUCCAAAACCAGCAGAGGUUCCAGAACCACAACAAGAUGUUAGUCCUUGCAGACCAGCACCAGUCUACUGGCCAUCCCCUCCCGGCUGGUAUGUUCAUCAGAUUGUCACAGACAACCCGUACCCGCCUCCAACUGGAUCAGGGUCUGCUGCGCCGGUUCUAACCGCGAUGCAUCCCGCUGCCCCGCCCAUGCAGCCGCUUUAUCACCACCAACCAAUGAUGGCACCGUUUUACAACCAGUAUCAGCCCUAUCUUCAACCUGUACCUCCUGCCAUGCAGCAGACACCAGAACCAGUGCAACCGGUCCAACAAGCUGAACCAGUACAACAAUUGCAGCCAGUCCAGACAUCGGAGCCUGUGCAAAAAGCGGAACCAGUGAUGUUAGUCAAACCAUCGGAACCUGUGCAAUCAGUCCAACAAGUUGAACUAGUAAAGCCAGUCCAACCAUCAGAACCUGUGCAGCCAGUCCAACAAGUUGAACCAGUAAAGCCACUCCAACCAUCAGAACCUGUGCAGCUAGUCCAACAAGUUGAACCAGUAGAGCCAGUCCAACCAUCAGAACCUGUGCAGCUAGUCCAACCCGUUGAACCGGUCCAACCUGUAGCCACAGAACAAGCCCUGCCCACUCAGCCUCACAUUCAGACUUCGACCACUGAAGCUCCGCCUGCUGUGGGGAAAGAACCUAAAGCAGAACCAGAAGCAGACAAGGUUCAAGAAGACACGGCGAAGAAAGCUGCUAAGAAGAAGAAGAGGAUAAGGACCUCUGAUGCGAUUGAAGAUGGUACUCUUACCAAAGACAAAGCCGCAACUACAAAAAAAGCUCCAAAGUUGUCAAAGAGAGAAGCGACAAGUACGCGACCGAUGAGAAGCUCUGCCUCAUCAAAACCAAAUGUUGCCAAGAGUAGAGUCAGGUCCUCUGCUAGCAAAAAAGCUCCAGAAGCACUACCACGCCUGCAUUCUACCAAACUGAGGACCAGACUGGACCCUGACAGGACUGGCAACAUGACCAUGCAGGUCAAAAAGGACAAACUUGCCAAAUCUUCAUCAUCAGAACCAGUUUUAGAUAAAGGAGAGAAGCAGCCUGAACAAGCAAAAAAGUCAAAGACAGAAGAUGAGCCUACAAAGAAGAAAUCAGGUCAACGAUACUUCCAGUGUAUUUACGUCCCCGGCAAAAACGCACAGUACCCCCUGCGACCUUUUACUCCGGCCAUGUCCCCCGCUGUCAUCAGGUCCAUCCUGGAGCAGCAGAAAGCCGCCAGGACGUCAGGACAGUAACUUGGACGCCCCUUAAGGAAAAGGUGGGGAAGGUGGGGUUGUAGAAAGGACUUGUUUACACUCAGACCAACAACAAGUGGACAGAACUGCUAGCCCAUGUGUGUAUUGUUUAAGUAACCAUCAUGGCGGCCAUUGGCAUUAACAGCAUUAACGGCUACAAUUCAACAUUAAAGGGGCUGUUUGUUACAUUUACACAGAUGCCUAGAGGGUGCUAACUUUCCAAUGUGUUUUACACAGUGUAUCCCGCCCUCUUCCGGCUCCUCGUACGUAAUGACGUAACGACGUACGUUUGUAACACAUGUGCGCACAUUAUGCAUGAUGAGUUGUUAGCUAAUAAUAGCGAUUAUAUAUUCUAUCAUAAUCAGAAUCAGAAAUACUUUAAUAAUCCCAGAGGGGAAAUUAAGAUUUUUCAGCACAAUCCCAUUCAAGAGCAGACAAACAUUACAGGGGGCAGCACGGUGGCACAGUUGUUAAUGCAUGUGCCUCAUGGUCCUAGUUCAAUCCCGGUCUUGGGAUCUUUCUGUGUGGUGUUUGUAUGUUCUUCUCUCCAGGUACUCCGACUUCCUCCCACCUUCAAAGACAUGCACCUGGGAAUAGGUUGAUUGGCAACACUAAAUUGGCCCUAGUGUGUGAAUGUGAGUGUGAAUGUUGCCUGUCUAUCUGUGUUGGCCCUGCGAUGAGGUGGCGACUUGUCCAGGGUGUACCCCACCUUCCGCCCGAAUGCAGCUGAGAUAGGUUCCAGCACCCCCCGCUACCCCAAAAGGGACAAGCGGUAGAAAAUGGAUCUGGCGCCGCUCACAAAAAAAGGUGAGAAACAGGUAUAUGCUGGGGGAUGGGUGAGAAAAAAAAACUGUCUAAGCUUGGGCCCCUGGGGAGGUGGUCCAGACUUAGGCCAAGGAAAAAAACUAACAAAAAACAACUCAUAGCCAUAGCACACAUAAGCAUAUGUGUAAGACGGAAACAUCAAACUUCAAAGAACACAAAGGACAUUAAAAGAGCAGAGCUGAUGCAACCAGCCACUUCUACACACAGCCACAAAAGUAGAAAAAAAUACAAAUAAAACAUAUACACUGUAGUGGCCUCUGCGGUGUUCCACGCCAUUGUCUGCUAGGGUGUGGGGAGAAUGGCCAGAGACAGGAGCAGACCCAGCAAAGCAACCUUGAGAGCCAACUCCACCCUCGGCCGCCCAUCAACUCUCAGCCAGUGUCCAGGCUGCAAAUUGUUUGUUGCCUCUCUUGGACUGCUUUUGUAUGUACUUGUUGAUGAGACAGGGCGAGUGACCGUCGUAAACACCAAAAAAUGCUACUACACAAACUUAGUAAUUGUGAAAAGAAAAAUAUAUACCCGUUUGAACACAAUCAUGCUCUGUUAAACCACUAAUGGUAACACAUGCUAGCCAGUCUGUUAUAUGUUUUGCUUUUACAUUUUUUACAGUGAGUAAGUUGCAAACAGCCCCUUUAAGUACCCUUAAUCAUGUUAAGUGGCAUUUGUCAUUCUACAAACCCUGUUUCCAUAUGAGUUGGGAAAUUGUGUUAGAUGUAAAUAUAAACGGAAUAGAAUGAUUUGCAAAUCCGUGCAAUCUACUAAUAAAAGUAUCAAUCAAUCAAUCAAAACUCUUAUUCAAUUGAAUGCACUACAAAGACAAGAUAUUUGAUGUUCAAACUCAUAAACUUAAUUUUUUUUUGCAAAUAAUAAUUAACUUAGAAUUUCAUGGCUGCAACAUGUGCCAAAGUAGUUGGGAAAGGGUAUCUUCACCACUGUGUUACAUCACCUUUUCUUUUAACAACACUCAAUAAACGUUUGGGAACUGAGGAAACUAAUUGUUGAAGCUUUGAAAGUGGAAUUCUUUCCCAUUCUUAUUUUAUGUAGAGCUUCAGUCGUUCAACAGUCCGGGGUCUCCGCUGUUGUAUUUUACGCUUCAUAAUGCGCCACAAAUUUUCGAUAGGAGACAUGUCUGGACUGCAGGCGGGCCAGGAAAGUACCCGCACUCUUUUACUACGAAGCCCCGCUGUUGUAACACGUGGCUUGGCAUUGUUUUGCUGAAAUAAGCAGGGACGUCCAUGAUAACGUUGCUUGGAUGACAACAUAUGUUGCUCCAAAACCUGUAUGUACCUUUCAGCAUUAAUGGUGCCUUCAUAGAUGUGUAAGUUACCCAUGCCUUGAGCACUAAUGCACCCCCAUACCAUCACAGAUGCUGGCUUUUGAACUUUGCACCUAUAACAAUCCGAAUGAUUAUUAUACUAUUUGUUCCGGAGGACACCAUUUCCACAGUUUUCAAAUAUAAUUUGAAAUGUGGACUCGUCAGACCACAGAACACUUUACCACUUUGGAUCAGUCCAUCUUAGAUGAGCUCGGGCCUAGCGAACCCAGCGGCAUUCCUUGGUGUUGUUGAUAAAUGGCUUUUACUUUGCAUAGAAGAGUUUUAACUUGCACUUACAGAUGUAGUGACCCACUGUAGUUACUGACAGUGGUUUUAUGAAGUGUUCCUGAUCCCAUGUGGUGAUAUCCUUUACACACUGAUGUCUGUUUUUGAUGCAGUACCGCCUGAGGGAUCAAAGGUCCAUAAUAUCAUCGCUUACGUUCAGUGAUUUCUCCAGAUUCUCUGAACCUUUUGAUGAUUUUACGGACCGUAGAUGGUAAAAUCCCUAAAUUCCUUGCAAUAACCCGUUGAGAAAAGUUGUUCUAAAUCUUUUCGACAAUUUGCUUACAAAUUGGUGACCCUUGCCCCAUCCUUGUUUGUGAAUUACUUAGCAUUUCAUGGAAGCUGCUUUUAUACCCAAUCAUGGCACCCACCUGUUCCAAAUUAGCCUGCACACCUGUGGGAUGUUCCAAAUAAGUGUUUGAUGAGCCUUCCUCAACUUAAUCAGUAUUUAUUGCCACCUUUACCAACUUCUUUGUCACGUGUUGAUGGCAUCAAAUUCUAAAGUUAAUGAUUAUUUGCAACAACAAAAAAUGUUCAUCAGUUUGAACAUCAAAUAUGUUGUCUUUGUAGCAUAUUCAACUGAAUAUGGAUUGAAAAUGAUUUGCAAAUCAUUGUAUUCCGUUUAUAUUUACAUCUAAUACAAUUUCCCAACUCAUGUGGAAACGGGGUUUGUACAAUCAGAUCUAUGAUGCGAAGUUACCAAAAUAGUGUCAACAUUUCCCUUUUAAAACAUGUUUUGAUACAAGGAAAAUGGACGCCCUACCUUUCUUACCGUCUGAUGUGCUCCAACACCAUGCACGCAGACAACAGACUUGACGAUUUAUCAUAACAACGGAAAUAGCAAUAGCCACAACCAUUUCCUGGUCAUGUGACAUAUUUGCACCGCUUGUUGCUAGGCAGGAUUCAUAGGGCACAACUAUCUUAUUUAAUGGUGCAUUCAGUCACUACGUUGUUUUCUUAGGAACAUGGAGCAGAAUGGCUUUUGUGCACAACACAGAGCAGAGAAAGGACAAGGAGAGAUGGCAGGAACCUACUCCAAAACUAACACUAUGAGUACAUGCUGCGAUUAAUUGAGGCGCGUCCAGCUGCAGUGUUGGCAUAAGCAUUAUUUUGACCUUAACGAUUAUGUGACCAACUCGUGAGGCGUCGUGAUCCCUACCCACGUUGUGCUUAUUAGCCACGGCAUAAGCACGCCGGUUGAUGAUCACGCUUUACCUCAGUUUGGCGUCUACAUGGAGGCAACACGGCAGCCAUGCUGGCGCGACAUGGCUAGCGUUCGGUAUUGCUACGCAGUGUUUGCCAUGGAUCGAUGUCUUAUUUGGUGAAAACAUUCAAAGGAAACAAGACGGUUUAAAUCUUUUGAUGACCUCAGUGUGUUUACUUAGCAGUGGUCCAUCUGUUGCUAUGGUGACGCGAGGUCAUAUAUCAACUUUCCAAGUCUUAAGGUGUGCAUGGACUUGAUGAUGAGGAUGCAGGUUUAACACAGGUGCACGUUCAUAUUUUGACAUAUUUCCUCUUUGACUUGACAAAUUAGCGGUUAGCGUGUAAGCUAACUAUCUGACUCUGUGAUUGACAUCCAAACACGGGACAGAGAGUCCACUAAAUGAAAGAAGAACAUUAUUUGUGUUAUAUUUGACAUAAUUGUAGCAAGGACACUUUUAGAUUUUUAAUUGUGUUCCUGUUCGCUUGUUUAAAUCAUUUUUGGAAUGCUAUUUCAGAUUAGUAUGUUGCUAUCUAGCACAAGAUUAGCAGGGUUUUUACUGUGCUGCUUCAUGUGUUUUGGGGGUCACAAAAAGUUCACUUUUGUGUGAAUUUUACGAUGAAUUUUACUGUACAUGAUUUUUUGUGUGAAUCUUUGGCCUGAGGACGUGCUUUCCUUUCAUUUUUCCUUCUAAUGAGAAUAACAAUACUGUAAUAAUAAUAAUAUAAUGAUGGAGCUGUGGAGCGUGUGAAUCCCGUUGUGAAUAAUUAUAUUUCAUAGAAACUUUAUAGAAUGAAUAAUUUAUAAAUAAAUUGUGCGAUUAUUUAUAUUGUUUAGGUUUCACUACCAACUCAAAUUGUGCUUAAACCAAAACAUGUUUAAUGAUUACAAUGCCAUGUCAUGUUUACUCACACACACUUUAUGACUAAGCAGUUUAUUGGGAUGAUCAACAUUGUCAAAUAUGUUCAUGAUUUUUUUUUCUCCACAAUCAUAACUUUUUUGUUAUUCACACUGCAGAACAUUCUUCAUUCAAUAAAAGUGAGUCUACUUGGACAGUAUGACUUAUGUACUUGUU